CGGGGCGGAGGGGGGGGUCGAGGAGGACGUUGCUUCAAUCAAAAGUCAGGGAGCAGUAGGCGGAACGAAUGUUCCGAAGACCGUGACUGGACGUCAGGUUGGCGGUGACGCGCGUGCGCGCCCCCGUCCGGAGUUGCCAAAAGAAAGGAGAUUUGGCGAUGGAGGCUUUGUUGGAAGGAAUACAGAAUCGGGGGCAUGAUGGGGGAUUUUUGACAUCCUGUGAAGCAGAACUGCAGGAGCUCAUGAAACAGAUUGACAUAAUGGUAGCUCAUAAAAAAUCUGAAUGGGAAGGACAGACACACGCUCUAGAAACUUGCUUGGACAUCCGUGAACGGGAACUUAAGGCUCUCAGGAGUCAGUUGGAUUUGAAACACAAAGAGAUUGGAAUGUUGCGUCAGCAGGUAGAAAACCAUGAAAAGGUCAAGCAAGAGAUGGCCAUGGAGUAUAAGCAGGAGUUAAAGAAACUACAUGAAGAAUUAGGCAGACUGAAGAGAAGCUAUGAAAAGCUCCAGAAAAAACAUGUAAGAGACUUCAGAGGAAAUGCCAAAAAUCACAGGGAAGAUCGGUCUGAAAUUGAGAGGUUAACUGGAAAAAUAGAGGAAUUUCGUCAGAAAUCACUGGACUGGGAGAAGCAGCGCUUGAUUUAUCAGCAACAGGUGUCUUCUCUGGAGGCACAAAGAAAGGCUCUAGCUGAACAAUCAGAGAUAAUUCAGGCUCAGCUUGCCAAUCGGAAACAAAAAUUAGAGUCUGUGGAACUUUCCAGCCAGUCAGAAAUUCAGCACCUGAGCAGUAAGCUGGAGCGGGCCAAUGAUACUAUCUGUGCCAAUGAGUUGGAAAUAGAGCGCCUCACCAUGAGAGUCAAUGACUUGGUUGGAACCAAUAUGACUAUUAUGCAAGAGCAGCGGCAGAAAGAAGAAAAAUUGAGGGAAUCUGAAAAACUACUAGAGGUUCUUCAAGAAGAAAAGAGAGGAUUGAAGGCAGCUCUUCAGACUCAAGAAAAUUUUAUCCAUGAUGCAAGAAUACAAAAGGAGAAGCUGCAAGCAAAAUUAAAGUCAGCUGAUACUCAACACACAGUAGAGACCAUAAGAUCACUGGAGGAACCUCUGGCAGAAAGGAGGUAUGCUUCUCAAGGGCAGGGGGACUUGCAGAACGUGCUCUGCCAACUGGAUUUUACCCACACUAGUGAAGAGCUUCUGCAGGCAGAGGUGACGCGUCUGGAAGGCAGCUUAGAAUCUGUGAGUGCAACAUGUAAACAGCUGAGCCAAGAGCUAAUGGAAAAAUAUGGAGAGCUGAAGAAGAUGGAAGUGCACAACAAUGAGUACAGGGCUGAGAUCAAGAAGUUGAAAGAACAGAUUUUACAGGCUGAACAGAGUUAUAGUUCUGUACUAGAAGGAAUGAAGAUGGAGAUAUCCCAGCUAACUCGAGAGUUACAUCAGCGAGACAUCACUAUUGCUUCCACCAAAAGUUCUUCCUCUGACAUGGAAAAGCGACUCAGAGCAGAGAUACAAAAGGCAGAAGAAAAAGCAGUCGAGCAUAAGGAGAUGUUGGGUCAGCUGGAAUCACUGAAGUUAGAAAAUCGUCAUCUUUCUGAAAUGGUGAUGAAAUUGGAAUUGGGUUUACAUGAGGCAAAAGAGAUUUCACUAGCAGACCUCCAGGAAAAUUAUAUUGAGGCAUUAAAUAAAUUAGUAUCUGAAAAUCAACAACUACAAAAAGAUUUGAUGGAUACCAAAGGUCAGCUGGAGAUUUCUACUCAGAUAUGCAAAAAAAACCGGGACAGGAUCUUUAAACCAACACACAGCAGAGUACCUGAGUUCAAGAAUACAGAGUUCAAUUCAGCCCAUGGCCAGCACAGGCAUGAUGGGAUGAAGGCUGAGCCCUACAAAGCAGGUCUUCAUUCUCCGCAAGGACAAGCGUCGGAUAGCAUAGAGCCUGUGUCCCUGUCCCGGGGCUUCAGCCCCCCGAGCCAUCAGAUCAGCUCUUGCUGCUCCACUGUCUCCCUGCCAUCUAACUUUCUGUGCAAAACUAACUCUCUGCCUUCAGUGCUAGAUACAAAUGAAGCCAACUUUUCUGACACUAUCUCUGAGAGUAUAAAUGACCCAGAAGACUUUACAUCUUCGUGUCCCUUGCCUCUGUCUCCUCUUGGUUCAAUAGCCACAAGAUUUUUGGAAGAGGAAGAGCUGAGGUCUCAUCACAUUCUAGAGCGCCUAGAUGCCCACAUCGAAGAACUAAAGCGAGAAAGUGAAAAGACAGUGAAACAAUUCACAGUCCUAAAGUAGCCUCUUAAAAAUCACAAACUUGGAAAUAAAAAUAAACUCUGAAGAGUUACUGUCAUCAUGAAGUAGCAGCUCUUUGAAAACCUGAACAUAUGACUAUAUAGAAGCCAUAAAAAUGAAAUGUACUAAAGCUGCCGUGAGGAAUCUGAGAAGCUGAUACUUAGCUCUAAGGUGUUUUCUCUGCACUGUCUUGUUUAAAGGACUUUUUCCAGCAAUAACAUGUAAAUAAACCACUUUGCUAGACUUUUUUCUCACAUUAAUAUUUAUUAUCAUAAAGUAGUACUUUCUCUUGCUGACUUAAAUGUAAUAGCUGUAGACUAAUUAAAGAUUUUAUGAUACAUGUUGGAAAUAAAGUAACUGUAGGAACUUCCUUUGGGAGCAGUGUCUGUAGUGGAAGCAUGGAUCGCAGAGUGAUCCAGAUUUUGCUGGGUUUUGUACUGGUUUUGCUUCUCAUUAGUCAGUUGGGCUGGUACUGUGUGAGGCUAGGCAGAAUUAUGUGAAGGGGCUAGAGAAGUUUGACAGGAAGCCUCUCCUAUUCAAAAGACAGAUGUGGGAAAGAGAUGGGUGCAGGGCCUGGGACUGGGCUAGCGUGGGAACCUGGGGACACUCAGUAGAAAUCUCGGCAUCUGCAUUUCUGAGGAGAGGUUUGAAGGGAAGACAAAGAUGUCAAGGUGCAGAGGCAUUUGAAGCUGUGGAGAUCUGGAGGAGGAGGGCAAGGAGAGAGAAGAGCAGAACCUGGGGCCCGGAGGACACCAGCACAUGAGCAUCGUGUGGUUAGAUCCAGCAGAGGAGCUGGAAUGUGCAACCAGAGACCAGAAGGCGAGGUGGAGGGCUCUUUCACCCAAGAUGGGGCUCCUAUGAUCCAGCCCUCUCUGUGGAUCUUUCCUAUCAGCAAGCAAACAUCCUGUUGUUUCUCCUUUCUUUAAAGCAAAACAAAACCUCAGUUCCACAUCCUCCCUACUGCUCCACACACUUGUCCUCUUCACACAAAUGUCUCUGGCGAGAAUUGUCUGCAGUGACUGUUGCCACUGUCUUCUUUUUUUUUUUUUUAAUUUAUUUUUA
Messenger RNA from Capra hircus (goat), 3335 nucleotides. RefSeq names its product centrosomal protein 63 (gene CEP63). The record is from RefSeq and is a predicted model, not a curated record. NCBI's taxonomy places the organism in Eukaryota, Metazoa, Chordata, Mammalia, Artiodactyla, Bovidae. Gene Ontology annotation, cellular component: centriole. Bases 159 to 2276 code for a protein of 705 amino acids. The transcript has 15 exons. Gene Ontology annotation, biological process: de novo centriole assembly involved in multi-ciliated epithelial cell differentiation; centriole replication.